Pterocles gutturalis (yellow-throated sandgrouse) is the source of this 372-nucleotide messenger RNA. It is a transcript of the gene ADAT2, whose product is annotated as adenosine deaminase, tRNA-specific 2. The record is from RefSeq and is a predicted model, not a curated record. The transcript is spliced from 4 exons. The annotation marks the transcript as partial. NCBI's taxonomy places the organism in Eukaryota, Metazoa, Chordata, Aves, Pterocliformes, Pteroclidae. Gene Ontology annotation, molecular function: zinc ion binding; tRNA-specific adenosine-34 deaminase activity. Gene Ontology annotation, biological process: tRNA wobble adenosine to inosine editing. Gene Ontology annotation, cellular component: cytoplasm; nucleus.
GCUACUCGGCAUGCAGAAUUGGUGGCAAUCGAUCGGGUCCUUGACUGGUGCAAGCAACACAAGAGAGAUUAUACAGAAGUGUUUGCACACUCAGUAUUGUAUGUAACUGUAGAGCCAUGUAUCAUGUGUGCAGCUGCCCUGCGCUUGAUGAAAAUUCCACGGGUCGUAUUUGGCUGUCGAAAUGAGCGAUUUGGAGGCUGUGGCUCAGUUUUGAGCAUCUCAUCUGAUGAUAUGGUAGACUCCGGAGAACCAUUUGAAUGCAUUUCUGGCUAUCGUGCCAAAGAAGCAGUGGAAAUGUUAAAAGCUUUCUACAGACAAGAAAAUCCCAAUGCACCAGCAUCAAAAGUACGGAAGAAGGACCGUCGUAAUUAG